Messenger RNA from Eleginops maclovinus (Patagonian blennie), 2698 nucleotides. It is a transcript of the gene cbln4, whose product is annotated as cerebellin 4 precursor. The transcript has 3 exons. Bases 388 to 969 code for a protein of 193 amino acids. The record is from RefSeq and is a predicted model, not a curated record. Gene Ontology annotation, cellular component: synapse. Gene Ontology annotation, molecular function: protein binding. NCBI's taxonomy places the organism in Eukaryota, Metazoa, Chordata, Actinopteri, Perciformes, Eleginopidae.
GCGGGGAACAGCUGCCUGUCAGACGCGUUAUUCGGAGAGGGACUGAGGGCUAUGGACGAUUUAUCGACACAUUCCCCUCUCACACUGGAGCAGCCUUCUCAAAAACAUUUCUCUACUUUUGUCACUAGCUUUAAAUAAAGUCUACCUAUUUAAAAAAAUGAGACGUAUAGACAACAAUCGGUGAUUUUUGAUUCCAUUUUUUCUGCAAAAGAAGUCUAAGAGUUAUUAUUUUUUGUCUCAUUUGGAUAUGGCACACAUUUGGAUCCAAUAGGAGAAUUUCACAGCGUCAGACGCGUCUGCGGCGGGGGAAACCAGGCGGUGGGACUCGGAACUUUGCGUGGCACAGGAGACGCUCUCUUUUUUUCGGGAUCAGGCGCAGAGGGAGCCAUGGUGAACUAUUUCAUACUGGUGCUCAGCUGGACUGUGCUCUCUGAGGUGGCCAGAGCUCAGAAUGACACGGAGCCUAUCGUCCUGGAGGGGAAAUGCCUCGUGGUGUGCGACUCUAACCCCACCGCGGACUGGAAGGCUUCGUCCUCUCCGCUUGGCAUCUCUGUGCGCGCCGCCAACUCCAAGGUGGCUUUCUCUGCAGUCCGGAGCAACAACCACGAGCCGUCGGAGAUGAGCAACAAAACCAGAAUUAUCUACUUCGACCAGGUCCUGGUGAAUAUAGGAAACUACUUCACAUUCGAGUCAGUAUUUUUGUCCCCAAGAAAAGGAAUCUACAGUUUUAACUUCCAUGUUAUCAAAGUGUACCAGAGCCAAACUAUACAGGUGAACCUGAUGUUGAAUGGGAAACCAGUCAUCUCUGCCUUUGCGGGUGACAAAGAUGUAACUCGCGAGGCGGCCACCAAUGGAGUUCUGCUUUAUCUAGAAAAAGAGGACAAAGUCUACUUAAAGCUGGAGAAGGGAAACCUCGUUGGUGGAUGGCAGUACUCAACAUUUUCUGGCUUUCUUGUGUUCCCGCUGUGAGAAAAAAAAGCAAAGGAAAGAAGAUUGUAAGCUUCCUGACUUCUUCAUAAAGUGUGGUCACUGUAUAAUCAAAACAUUGCUGCUCCAUCUUGCCAAAAUGUUGAAAGGUGAUAGAUGGGAAAGGAUCAAAACAGAGAGAAGAUUUGGAAAUCAUUCACGUCCCCUGGAUGUGAGUUCCCGUCCAGAUGAAAGAGACUCGAUGAGCUAUUCAAUGUUUCUGCCAAUCAAGCAUCCUCAGAGAGGAAGACUCACAAAUCUAAAAAGUACUUUUCAUAGUUCAACGUGGCAACUGUUGCAUUCAAGUACAUCUGCGUUCUGGGUGUAAACUGUAUAUGCUUGUGUUACUUGUGUGACGAAUCAUCAAAGUAUUCACAUUGUAUGUAUCUUUUUUUUUGGGGGGGGGGGUAUCUACUCUGGAGCUAAUUGAUCCAGGUGAAGCGAUGAUGGUGGCGACAGCUUGAUGGAACACGUUCAUUUGAAUUUGCUUUAAAAAGAAUGAUUAAUGGAUUACUUAGUAGGCCUACUGGGUACAAAAGCACAACUACAGAGAUUAAAACCCUGAGGUGCCACAAAAGGCUACAAAGACACUCAAAGAGACAUGAAACAAACUUAAAAUCACACAAAAACCAAUACAAAAAUACCACAGAGAGACUCAAAACCACCAGAACGACUCAUGAUUAAGGUCUGCUUUUAUUGUGGUUUUUGCUCACUCAACAGUCUUUGCACAGAAGCUCCCAUUAUAUGCUAAAAGCUCCAUUAUCAGAGUCCAAAUUCCAUAUUUUUAAGAAUCACUGCUGUAACUGAUAAUUGGCUUUUGGUGAAUAAUGAAUGAAGGUUGUUUGUUUACUUUACUAGUCAACCUAGUCCCCCAGAAAUCACAUUCAUAUUAUAUCAAUUUCAUUUUGCAAAGAUGCUUCAAGGGGAUUAUUAUCAGUGGCAAUGUUAUGUUCAAUGACUGUUUUUGUAAUGGAUUGUAAAUCUGGAGACUUGAGUUAGCAUCCUGAUCCCACGUAUGGUAAGCUUUAAACAACAAAAGCUGCUGUAAUCAAUAUUUACAUCAUAACAAUUGAUCAAUGGAUGUGAAAUGUGUUGCUUCAUAAUGAUCCCAUAGGGAAUAAUCACCAACACUCUAGUUCCCUUUAGAUAUUUGGAAUAUUUUGGUUUUACGGCUCAUAAUUUUAGUAUUUUGGUUCAGUCUUUCUGCUUUAAUGAGCACUGUUUCCAGCCGGCAGAUAUGUUUCUACCUUAAAGGAUAUAUAAUCUCACUAAAUGCAAAUCUUUUAGCUGCCUCAAAGCACAAAGACGAAGUUAGGAACUAGCUGGUGAAAAUACUCUGGCAUACUGCUGCAAAAACAGCUGGAUAUUUUCCAAAAGUUGAAACCAAAACUAAAAUAUUGACCUAAAAUUCAGGAACAGACACGACUCCAAAAAUGUUUUCAUACUGCUUCAUAUCUGAUGUGCAAACUAACAAAUGUGUGCUAACAAAACGAGCCACAUUAACAGAACAAUAGGUCAGUGUCAGGUUGUUUCUGCUGCCCCCAUGUGCCCAACCCAGGUCAUUGCAGGUCGAGGAUUCGGCGCAUUUUCAUUUAAGCAAUACCGCCAUCUUUCCCUGACCUUAACCAAACGUGAGUGCCUAAUCGUAACCAUAGAAAGUGGUACUCCUGCUUCAGUUUCUACAGUAAAAGUGCAUUUUGUUGGGAAAGCAAAUAAAAAUGAUGCCAUUGAA